Daldinia caldariorum is the source of this 825-nucleotide messenger RNA. Its product is annotated as t-SNARE. Lineage: Eukaryota; Fungi; Ascomycota; Sordariomycetes; Xylariales; Hypoxylaceae. Gene Ontology annotation, biological process: vesicle fusion; intracellular protein transport; Golgi to vacuole transport. The record is from RefSeq and is a predicted model, not a curated record. The coding region runs from base 1 to 825 and encodes 274 amino acids. Gene Ontology annotation, cellular component: membrane; endomembrane system; SNARE complex. Gene Ontology annotation, molecular function: SNARE binding; SNAP receptor activity. The transcript is spliced from 2 exons.
AUGUCUUUCGAUCAGUUAUCGUCAAUAGAAUCCGGCAGCGGGGCUGGCCGUCGCCAGAAUAAUGGCGCCUACUCGGAUGACCCGGAGUUCUCUCGAUUAUCCCAAGGCCUUAUGAACAAGCUGUUUCAUCUGCAGGGCAAUAUCUCCAAGCUUAAGUCGGAUAUCGGCCUCCUCGGUACUCGUCGGGAUAAUCCACGAUUGCGCGAGCGGGUCCACGCCGUAAUUGAAGAGUCUACGGAACAGUUCAAGGAGGUUGGUGAAGGCAUCAAGAAGAUUCAGACGUGGGAAGAACCUACUCCCACCCAGAAGUAUUCGCAACAGAAGUUGUCGCGCGAGUUCAAAGCUGCCCUCAGCGAAUUCCAAAACCUUCAACGUACCGCCCUCGAGAAACAACGAGCCUCUGUCAGCGCAGCCAAAGCGGCACUCGACCAUGAUGCAUCUGGCCAAGGUGCCCCGUUUGACGCCGCCGGCGAGCAAUUACAGCUUCAGCAGCAAGAACAGGUGCACCUAGCUCCUCAGGACGAAGUCGAUUUCCAAGAGGCCCUAAUUACCGAACGGGAGCAAGAGAUCCGCCAGAUAGAAGAAGGUGUUGGCGACCUCAACGUGCUGUUCCAGCAAGUAGCGCAAAUCGUCAGCGAGCAGGGCGAGGUGCUGGAAACGAUUGAGAGUAAUGCGGUUAACAUCCGCGACGAUACUCGCGGUGCCGACUAUGAGUUGAGAAGCGCUGCAAGAUAUCAGAAGAACGCUCGAAGCAAAGCAUGCUGCUUGCUACUAAUUCUAGCCGUAAUUAUGGCCAUCGUCCUUUUGGCUGUAUUCUUAGGAUAA